UCGAAAGACGGCAUCGAAGAGCUGUGUCCCGUGUGCGGCGACAAAGUUUCCGGGUACCACUAUGGCUUGCUAACGUGUGAGUCGUGCAAAGGAUUCUUCAAGAGGACGGUUCAGAACAAGAAAGUCUACCAGUGCGUGGCUGAACGGUCGUGUCACAUCGAUAAGUCGCAGAGGAAAAGAUGUCCCUUCUGCCGCUUCCAGAAGUGCCUCAACGUCGGGAUGAAACUCGAAGCGGUCCGAGCGGAUCGAAUGCGCGGUGGUCGAAACAAAUUCGGGCCAAUGUACAAGAGGGACCGUGCGAAGAAGCUUCAGAUGCUCCGGCAGAAGCAACUCGCAUUGCAGUGCGGAGACUCCAUGUCCCAAAGCAUGUAUGACACCAACGGGGGAGUGAAACAAGAGAUUCAGAUCCCCCAGUUGAGUUCUUCAACGUCCUCUCCUGAUUCGUCUCCAUCACCUCUCCAAACGACCCUCUCGAGUCUCAGUAUUACAACGGUAAUUAAUUGGGCGCCUCAACAGGCGACAGCCGCCAGCGGAAAGCAGAACAUCGUCCCAUUCCAGAACUUCGAGGGUGGUCUCUCGUCGUCGCAGUCUCCAUUGCCGCUGGUUAUCACCUCGCAGUCGCAACAAUCUCCACAAUCGAAGGUGCCUUCCCUCGUGCGGGAGCUACUGAGGAACAUGACCGACGAGAAGGAAUGGCAGUCGCUGCUGUUCCAGCUGUUGCAGUCACAAACGUACAACCAAUGCGAAGUGGAUCUCUUCGAGCUCAUGUGCAAAGUCAUCGACCAAGCACUCUUCGCGCAGGUGGACUGGGCGCGGUCUACGAUAUACUUCAAGGAACUCAAGGUUGACGAUCAAAUGAAGUUGCUGCAGCAAUCGUGGUCAGACAUGUUGAUACUGGAUCACAUACAUCAGCGGAUGCACCAUAAUCUCCCGGACGAAGCGGGGCUUCCGAAUGGACAAAAGUUCGAUCUUGUGUCGCUCUGCCUACUGGGAAUGCCGACUAUGGCCGAUCAGUUGCAUGCAGUCACCCAAAAGCUUUCCGAUCUCCGUUUCGACCAAGUUGAUUACGCCUGUCUCAAAUUCCUCAUGCUGCUCAAUCCUGUGCGUAUGCUGUCGAAUCCUCGACUAGUUACCGACGCCCAAGAGCAAACAAAACAGGUUCUCCUCGAAUACUGCACCAGCAAUUAUCCCAACAUCGCCGACAAGUUCAGCCAGCUGAUGGCGAUCCUGCCGGAGAUCAAGGCAAUGUCGUCGCGCGGAGAAGAGUUCCUCUACUUCAAACACGUGAACGGUAACGCGCCCACGCAAACAUUGCUCAUGGAAAUGCUGCACACCAGACGGAGACCGUGA
Messenger RNA from Galendromus occidentalis (western predatory mite), 1350 nucleotides. Its product is annotated as ftz transcription factor 1. NCBI's taxonomy places the organism in Eukaryota, Metazoa, Arthropoda, Arachnida, Mesostigmata, Phytoseiidae. The transcript has 7 exons. Bases 220 to 1350 code for a protein of 376 amino acids. The record is from RefSeq and is a predicted model, not a curated record. Gene Ontology annotation, molecular function: nuclear receptor activity; RNA polymerase II cis-regulatory region sequence-specific DNA binding. Gene Ontology annotation, biological process: hormone-mediated signaling pathway; regulation of transcription by RNA polymerase II; tissue development. Gene Ontology annotation, cellular component: RNA polymerase II transcription regulator complex.